Messenger RNA from Pteronotus mesoamericanus, 2873 nucleotides. RefSeq names its product transmembrane protein 181 (gene TMEM181). The transcript is spliced from 17 exons. The record is from RefSeq and is a predicted model, not a curated record. The coding region runs from base 1 to 1554 and encodes 517 amino acids. Gene Ontology annotation, molecular function: toxic substance binding. NCBI's taxonomy places the organism in Eukaryota, Metazoa, Chordata, Mammalia, Chiroptera, Mormoopidae.
AUGGACGCCGAGUUCCCUGCCUUGGAGCCCCCGCUGUGCGGCGAGCUCAAGCACCUGUGCCGGCGGCUGCAGGAGGCGUACCGGGAGCUACAGGAGGACCUCGCGCCGCUGCGCGAUGACCGCUGCUACUACAGGCUGGCCCCCAUGCGGCUGUACACGCUCUCCAAGCGCCACUUUGUCCUCGUGUUCGUCGUCUUCUUCGUCUGUUUUGGCCUGACCGUGUUCAUCGGGAUCAAAGGGCCCACAGUGAUCCAGACUUCAGAAGUUUAUGUUCCACAAAAUACGAGCGAACAGCUGAAGGCAAUUGAAGUGCAUUCGAACCCACUGUCUGCAUACAAUCAGCAGCUGUGGCUGACCUGUGUUGUUGAGUUGAACCAGUCACAAGAAACGUCUAUUGCGACAAACUUUUCCAUGACUGUCAAAGUCGAUGGUGUGGCUGAAGAUGGAACCACCAAGUUCAUUCAUAACAAAGCUCACAAUCGGACGAGGACCCUCACAUGUGCGGGGACGUGUGCAGAAAUGAUCGUGGCUCACCUCGGCUACUUGAACUACACGAAGUACACAGUGAUUGUGGGAUUUGAACACCUGAAAGUGCCCAUCAAGAAAGUCAACUUCACGUGGAAGACGUACAACCCUGCCUUUUCCCGGCUGGAAAUCUGGUUCCGGUUCGUCUUCGUGGUGCUCACCUUCAUCGUCACUUGCCUGUUUGCGCAUUUCCUCCGCAAGUUCUCCAUGAGGGACUGGGGCAUCGAGCACAGGUGGAUGUCCGUCCUGCUGCCCCUGCUGCUGCUCUACAACGAUCCGUUCUUCCCGCUCUCCUUUCUGGUGAACAGCUGGGUGGUGGGCCCGCUGGACGACCUCUUCCAGUCCGUGUUCCUGUGCGCCCUGCUGCUCUUCUGGCUGUGCGUGUACCAUGGGAUACGGGUGCAGGGAGAAAGGAAGUGUUUGACUUUCUACUUGCCUAAGUUCCUCAUCGUCGGACUGCUGUGGCUGACUUCGGUCACACUAGGGAUAUGGCAGACAGUUAAUGAAUUACAUGACCCGACGUACCAGUAUCGAGUUGACACAGAAAAUUUCCAGGGGGUGAAGGUUUUCUUCGAGGUGGUAGCUGCUGUGUACGUUUUAUACCUCCUUUUCCUGGUAGUGCGGGCCUGCUCUGAGCUUCGCCACAUGCCUUACGUAGAUCUCAGGUUAAAAUUUUUGACUGCAUUGACUUUUGUAGUGCUUAUCAUUAGCAUCGUCAUCUUUUACUUAAGGUUUGGAGCACAAGCGUUACAAGACAAUUUUGUAGCUGAAUUGUCAGCUCACUACCAGAAUUCAGCUGAAUUCUUAUCUUUCUAUGGCUUGCUGAACUUUUACCUCUACACGUUGGCCUUUGUGUACUCGCCCUCGAAGACCGCCCUGUACGAGUCCCAGCUGAAAGACAACCCCGCGUUCUCCAUGCUCAAUGACUCCGAUGACGAUGUCAUCUACGGGAGUGACUAUGAAGAGAUGCCCCUGCAGAAUGGCCAGGCCCUUCGGGCCCAGUACAAGGAGGGGUCGGACAGUGACUGAGCCGCCGGCGGGCCGGCGGGGAGCUUGCUCCACAGUGGCCGCCCUGGCCUGCUUGCACCUGCCUGUGUUCGCACUUGUCUUACAAGCAGAGAUUUCCUGGUCCUUCUUUGUUUACAUAUUUUUGAAAGGGAAACCAAAACUGAGGACAAACUUUAAUGUUGGGCCAAAUUUAUUGUUAGAGUGGUCACGUUUAUUUGGGAAGAGAGGUGCUGAUUUGAGAGGCCAAAUUGUUUUUCAAAGAUUUCAGAUGAGAGCGAGCUUGUUUUCAGUGGUAGGGAGGCGGUUCCUUCUCUUUUUAGUACAGAGAAUUACGCACUUAUUAAAAAAAGUAACUUACCAAUUCCCAGCUCCUGGAAAGUCCUUCGGAACAGGGUGCACAGCCCUGUAGCUCCUUCCACCUGCUGCCCCGGGGUCCUGGCUUCUGACCCCGUAAACCCCCCGGGAAGCCUGCUGCUGCAGCUCCCUCACGAGGGCCAGCCCUCCCCGCUGAGCAGCCUGCGCCCUGGGCCACCAAGCGUCGUAGAUGACCAGACACUCCUGCUGAUGUGAAAUGCAGGAGGAGUGGCUCCUGAGGGAGGUGGCAGGCGGGCAGGUUCCAGCCCUCCCCACAGCCCUCCCCAGCGGAACUGGUGCGCGGGGACCUGUGGAGGGCGCACUAAGGCUCCGGAGGAGAGGGUGAGGUCACUGAGAGGCCGCGGCUCCGUCGGCAAAGGUCUUGCUGCCAUACGGUUUUCCAGGGGUUGUGUGCGCACGUGUGCAUGGGAGUGCGUGAGCGUCGCACGCGUGGAUAUGGGUGGACGUCCCUGUGGUUGGGCUGGGGAAGAGCGCGUCCAGUAAGAGGGCAUUCCUGCCGCUCUGCUACGGGUGAGGCUGAGUAGAGUUUUUUGUUUUUUUAAAUAAAAAGUUAAACAAAUGACUGAUAUAUUAUAGAUUCUUUACUGCCGAAAAGUUUUUGUUUCAUAUUUGGAAACUAGAUGAAAGAAAGCAUUUUAGAUGGUUAAUGGAAGCACAUCUUUGGGUAGAGGUAGCUCGUUGGGCACGUCUCACGUGGUGGCCAGGCGGGCGGGCGGAUCGCGCUGCGGGACAGGAAGUCACGUGGAGCUGCUGUCUGGCAGCUCAGCAGGCCCUGGAGGCUGGGCCGCUCCUCCGGUAUAGACGCUGGUGUGCUGUGCCGUGCCGACAGGCUCAGUAGCGCCUCUCUUUGAACUGUUAACACGUGAUCCCCACAGACAUCCUGCCGGCUGCCCGCUUGGUCUGAGGGGGAGCUGCCCGCUUGGUCUGAGGGGGAUCGUUUCCCUCUGCGAUCUCCACUCUUGGCU